Micromonas pusilla CCMP1545 is the source of this 3016-nucleotide messenger RNA. RefSeq lists its product as uncharacterized. Bases 35 to 3016 code for a protein of 993 amino acids. Gene Ontology annotation, cellular component: 90S preribosome; nucleolus. NCBI's taxonomy places the organism in Eukaryota, Viridiplantae, Chlorophyta, Mamiellophyceae, Mamiellales, Mamiellaceae. Gene Ontology annotation, molecular function: ATP binding; tRNA binding; 18S rRNA cytidine N-acetyltransferase activity. Gene Ontology annotation, biological process: rRNA acetylation involved in maturation of SSU-rRNA. The transcript has 2 exons. The record is from RefSeq and is a predicted model, not a curated record.
UGGCUCAAGGGGAGCGAGGCUCGAUCCGCGCGCGAUGCGCAAGAAAGUGGACUCGCGCAUACGAACCCUCGUCGAGAAUGGCGUCAAGCUCAACGAGCGAACGCUGUUCGUCGUCGUCGGCGACCGCGGGCGCGAGCAGGUCGUGAAUCUGCACUACAUGCUCAGCAAGGCGGUCGUGAAGUCGAGACCGAACGUCCUGUGGUGCUACAAGAAGGAGCUCUACCUCUCCUCGCACAAGAAGAAGCGCGUGAAGCAGAUCAAGAAAAUGGUGUCGAGAGGGCUGAUGGACCCGGAGAACGAGGACCCGUUCUCGCUGUUCGUCGCGAGCACGGACAUCAAGUACACGUACUACGCGGACACGCAAAAGGUUCUGGGAAACACGUACGGCAUGGCGGUGCUGCAAGACUUCGAAGCGCUGACGCCAAACUUGCUCGCGCGCACCGUGGAGACGGUCGAGGGCGGUGGCAUCAUCGUGUUACUCCUUAGCAACUUGGAGUCGCUGUCGCAGCUGUACACGCUCACGAUGGACGUGCACUCGCGGUUCCGAACAGAGUCGCAUCAAAACGUCGUCGCGCGAUUCAACGAGCGGUUCAUCCUGUCGUUAGGGCACUGCCAGACGUGCAUCAUGAUGGACGACGAGUUAAAUAUCCUGCCGAUAUCCACGCACGUCCGGGAUAUUCAACCCGUCGGCGGGGACGUCGAAGCCGGCGCUGAGGCAGAGGACUUGACGGACCUGAAGCGAUCCCUCGCGGACACCGAACCCGCGGGGCCGCUCGUCUCCGCGUGCAAAACCUUGGACCAAGCGAAAGCGGUCGUGACGUUUCUCGACGCCGCGAGCGAGAAGACGCUUCGGAGCACUGUCGCGCUGACCGCCGCGCGCGGGCGAGGAAAGUCCGCGGCGAUGGGCAUCGCCGUCGCGGGCGCGAUCGGCAUGGGGUACGCGAACGUGUUCGUCACGUCGCCGUCGCCGGAAAACUUGAAGACGUUUUUUCAAUUCGUCUUGAAGGGCUUCGACGCGCUGGGGUACAAAGAGCACCUGGACUACGACAUCGUCGAGAGCUCGAACCCGGCGUUCGGGAGGGCGAUCGUCAGGGUAAACGUCACCAGGGUGCACCGGCAGACGAUCCAGUACAUACUUCCGCAGCAUCACGAGCGCGCGGCGACGGCGGAGCUGCUCGUCAUCGACGAAGCCGCGGCGAUUCCGCUGCCGGUGGUUCAGAAACUGUUGGGUCCGUACCUCGUGUUCCUGUGCUCGACCGUGAACGGGUACGAGGGCACAGGGCGCGCGCUGUCGCUGAAGCUGAUCAGCAACUUGCGCAGGGAGUCCGCCACCGCGGCGGCGCCGGGGAAGGACGGCGGCGGCGGCGGCGGCGGCGGCGGACGGAUGCUCAGAGAAGUCCAGCUCGCGGAGCCGAUUCGGUAUUCGUUCGGCGAUCGCAUCGAGGCGUGGUUGAACAACUUGCUGUGUUUAGACGCCGCGGACGCCACGCCGCCGCUCAUCGGCGCGCUACCGCCGCCGUCCGCGUGCGAGAUGUUCGAAGUCAACCGCGACACGCUGUUCAGCGCGCACAAGGCGUCGGAGACGUUCUUAAAACGCAUGAUGUCGCUGUACAUCGCGAGUCAUUACAAGAACACGCCGAACGAUUUACAGCUCAUGGCGGACGCGCCCGCGCACAGGCUGUUCGUGUUGCUCGCCCCGAUCGUGAAGGACGCGAACGCGCUGCCGGAGAUAUUGUGCGUCGUGCAAGUCGCGCUCGAGGGCGCCAUCACGCGCGCGUCCGCGUCCGCGACGCUCGCGGCCGGUCACGCGCCGCAGGGAGACCUUGUGCCGUGGACGGUGGCGACGCAGUUUCAAGACCCGGAAUUUCCGUCGCUCAACGGCGCGAGGAUCGUGCGCAUCGCGACGCACCCGGACCUUCCGAGGCAAGGGUACGGCAGCCGCGCGCUCUCGCUUUUGCACGCGUUCUACGAAGGGAAGCUCACGGAUCUCUUCGAGGCGGACGAGUUGCCGUCGGACGAGGCGCGAGGCACGAGCGACGUGACGCGGCAGGAGGGCGGGUUGUUGAAAGAAGUGCUCAAGCCGCGCAGCGCGCUGCCGCCGCUGUUGGCGUCCUUGGGGGAGAAAAAGCCGGAGAAGGUGCACUGGAUCGGCUCCGCGUUUGGUAUAACACAAGGCCUGCACAAUUUCUGGAGCAAGGCGGGGUACAAGCCGGUGUAUCUGAGACAGACGAAGAGCGAGGUCACGGGCGAACACUCCGCGAUCGUGAUUCGCGCGAUUGAAAACGACGACGACGACGACGACGGCCCCGCGGCCGCGCCGAAGUGGCUCCAAGCCUUCAACGCGGACUUCCGUCAGCGGUUCACGAGUUUACUAGGCGGACCGUUCCGGGACAUGCCCCCGGGGCUCGCGCUCGGGGUGCUCGCGCCGAGGGUGGACUUCAGCGACGCCGAGAAAGAAAACGGAUGCGACGUCUCCGUCGUGCGGCGCGCGGAUGGCGAAAAGAUCACCGCGCACGAUCUGAAAAGGAUCGAGAAGUACUCGCAGUCUCUCGUGGAUCAUCACCUCGUCGCGGACCUGAUACCGCCGCUCGCGAGGGCUUUUUUCGCGGGGAACGUCCCGGCGUCGAUGUCGUACGCGCAGACCGCGAUUCUGUUGUGCCUCGGUCUGCAGCACAAGGACGUGGACGACGCCGCCGCCGCGCUCGGUCUCCCGGUGAAUCAGAUCAUGGCGUUGUUUAACAAGCUCGUGAGGAAGAUGCACAACGCGAUACGCGCGGGCAAAGAGCGGGAGAUCGAGGAUGCGAUGCCGAGGGAGACUAUCAUGCCGGAGCUCAACCCGCACGCGGUGAGCUUGGACGAGGAUUUGGAAGACGGAGCCGCGAAAGUCACGGAAGCGAUGCGACUGAAACAAAAGCAGCUCCUCGAGGUGCGUCCCCGACCCGAAUACACGCCCGACACGACUUUUACCCUCCCCGUCGGAACGGCGAUGACGACUGGUUGUCAACCAGGUAGCUGA